CGUGGGUGUUGGCCGGGUGCAGUGCGCAUGAGUUCGGCUGCUCGGCGGAGCCCGCGUUGGGCUUGCACUACUUGGAGUGCUUGUUGCCCUUCGUCCUUUCAGCUUAUCCCCUUGUUCUCUGCUAUUCCUGUCAGGAGAGUCUGCGGAUUUCUGCCAGCAGCCGAAAUGAAUACAGCUAGCAACACUACGUAGCAUGCUGAUGGCAUCCUGUGCUGCACUGGGAUUGAUAAAUCCAGAGGGUGUGAUGCCUAGAAAUCUCCUGUCAGAUUUUCCUGAAGUGACUCCUGAAACCUCUCCAAAGCGCACACUUGGGAGCAUGGAGAAGGGUGGCGGUGUGGAGAAUUGUGGUGACCAAGCUAGAUGCAAAAAUCUUGCCAUGGAUGAUGAGAGUAUGAAGUACUUAACUCAUGAAGAGCAGGAUGUUCUCACGUUCUUUGAGGAAACCAUAGAUGCCUUAGAAGACGACUUGGAGGAACCAGUCCUACAUGACAGUGGCAUCCACUGUCAGUCUCCAAGAUCAACAGAAGAAAAUGUGUCCAGUCAUUCAGAGACUGAAGAUCCCAUCGACUUAGUACAGUCAACACCUGAGAGCAGUGACCACGAAGGCCCUCCCAGCAAAGAUGCAGACCCAGUGUUGGAUGCUACCCGGGGUGCUGAGAGCCCUGAGCCGGCUGUGCCUGCUGACCUUCCCCCGCAUCCCUCUGUACUGCCACCACUGACGUGCGAGACGCUUCCCCCUCCACCUCCUCCUGCAGUGCAGCAUCCCAAAUUGCUCCGCUCUGUCCCCACCCCACUCAUCGUGGCCCAGAAGAUGUCUGAGCAGCAACUGGAGGGCAGGGUGCGUUUCCCCAGUGCGCUCAAGGAGGGGAGUUCUGACAGGAAGAAAACUCCGCUCGCCAACGGUGAUUGUUUUGCAGCUCCGAAGCACCCUCCUGCACCUGCACCCAAACUGCACCGGUUUCCAAGCAAUAUCAAUAUAACAAAUGUCAGCGGCAAAGAAUUCAACGAGACUAUCUCAAAAGCAGCAGUGAAUGUACAGGAGCGGAGGGCUCAGGUGCUGGCCAACAUCAAUGGAGGAUUUCUGGCUGCUGACCUGGAGGAGAGGCAGCAAAAAAAUGACUUCUUGUCGCGCAACAGAAGUUCCUCCUUAAGGGAUCUCUCCUCUGAGCAAACGCGCUAUGAGGCCCUGACAAAACUUGGUCUGGUUAAGGGAAAGCCAGCUCAGGACCCAGUGGGUCGUGCCCCAGGUACUCAGCAGCUUGAUGUGCAGCCCAAGCAGGCAGAUGCUGUUCCCAAUGGAUAUCAAAACAUCCACGAGGCUUUAAAAAGCGAGCCCAGCCCUUUCCUUCCUACGGGCAAAACUGUAACGAUCAAACCCGAGGUGGCUCUUAACGCUGGCAAGGUCGCUCAGCAGAACGCAGCGAAAGGUUCGAAUGAUUACAAGCAACCUAAUGUAACCCUGGAUAUGAGAAGGAGGUCAGGUUCUCUACCUCGACCUUCAGGAUUUCGAUCCCAGGGGAUAACAGUAAAGUUUUCUGGCCGUGGCUCAACAGAAGAAGCCAGGAGAGAGGCGCUUCGUAAGCUGGGACUGCUGAAAGAGACUGCGUAGUCGGGAUGGGAACGUGGCAGUGGAGGGGAAGCCAUGGCUUGACUUUGGGUUGGAGCAUUCCCAGCAGGGUUGGGAUCAGAUUGGAAGGAGAAAUGGGAAGAUCUCUGCUUCCAGCCAGCUGAGGAGGUGCUGGUACCGCGGAAGGGCUGAUAGUUAAAGGCUGGCACCAUGUAAGGUCGUGUACGUUGGUGGGUUUCAGCCCUGCUUCCUGUAGAGACACUCAUCUGUUGUUCCUUGUGAUAAAGAAGAAUGUUAUUUAAGUAAUGCUGGACUGGAGCGGAGGACAGCUCGUUAACGAAGUGUACAGUGCAGUAUUGUUGUACAUAGCAAACUAAAUGGACAAUCUUCCUUUUGCUCUUUUUAAAGCCAAAAAAAAAAAAAACGAGAGCUCUGUCUUGCACACGUGUCUGUGUUCAUGGGAGCUCGAGGCACGUCAGAACUGGAAUUUCUGACCGCUGUGACGCUGCAGUGACACUAUUACCAGGCUUCGCUUUCGUUCCCUUCUGGAGGCGGGGUCUGCUCCCUUGCUCUGUGCCCGCUCAGCUGAACUCGGUGCAGGGGGCGGUUUCAGUUCUGACCUUCUCCCCUGGGGCUGGGUGGCUGUGUCCUCCUGCCUCUUUGCUUGAAGCUGCCUCCCUUCCCAGCCGCUGCUUCCUCCCCUGCCCGUGUGCAGUGAGAGGCAGCAGCCCGGCCUGGAGGAGCUGGGCCGCGUCGCUUUCCGCGCCGGCAGCCAAAGAGUCUCCUGCUCAUCGGCGAUCCCAGCUGUUGUGCGUGAGAAGCCAUAGGAACGAGUCAACUCCGUCCCAAAUGUGAGAGCGUUCUGUCACCUUUCACCCGUGCUGCUUCACCUUUCACCUUCGCACCCCCGUGAAAAACUGUUACUUCUCAAACACGAGCUGUGCUCCACUGCAGAGGUGUCAAUUCUGUUACUUCUAACAAGAAAAAAAAACCAACUCAUUUCAUCUUUGUCCAGUCUGACAGACCUAAUAACUCUGUUCAGAGCCUUAUUUGAUUCUGCCCUGCCAAUGCAUAACAGAAAUGACAGCCAAAAUUCUUGCAGGCUCAGUGGAGUCAGGGGAGGGAGCGGUAAUGUGAAUGCACGUUGCUGCUGGAGGGGCUGCAUUGGUGUAUUUUGCCUUUGUUCAACAGACGUGCUUUUAGGGAUGGUCCCAAAACGUGUGCUGGUGUGUUCGGGGUUUUUUCUGUAUAUACAUGUAUGGCGAAGCUGCUCUUCUGUAUUAAAACUCCCUUUCCUUUCUGUAUACCUGAAACUAUCCAAACCAGCCAUUGAAAACUCCCAUGCCAAACCCCAGCUGCCCACACGUGUAGGAGUCCUCAGCCUUCUUCUCCAAAGGGGGAAGCUCCCUUAUUUUAUUCUCUGCACUCCAGCAGCCCCCUCUUGUCCCGAGUAGCUGAGUAAUAAACCUUGGAGGGGAGGAGGGGAGCGGCAAUAAUAGGAACAGCCGCACCCUUUGGAGUUGCUCUGACACAACUGUGAUAAACAAGCUGGUGUUUCUUGCCAUCAACUAUUUCAGACUUGCUAAGCUGCAAAUGAAGCUGUUGUGAAGGAAAAAUCUUUCCGUCGUUGUUAACCUGCCUCAUAAGCGAAGGGUUUUUGUUGUGCUGGUCGCUUUUCAGUUAUCUGCUCGCUGCUCUAAACGUUCCUGGGCGUUGUGAUGGCUCGGGUUGGUCCCGUGCUGCAGUCAUCCUUGCCAGCCUCGUCCCUGCUCCCUGUGCCAGCACACACGCUGUGCAGAGUUGACCAGCAAUUAAAAAAUGUGGUCGUUCCUAUGCUGGCAGGGCACUUGAGCGUGUGAAUCAAAUGGGAGAAGCCCUGCCGGAAGAGAGAAGGCUUCUUGUGCGCUGGGAGGAAAUCACAUUCUUAUUUUGCUGGGAUUUGAGUCUCCAGUCCUAAAUUUGAAAGAAAAUGAAGCCUGUAAAAGCAUCCCAGCACCUGCUCCAGUGCUGCCGGGGCUGGAUUCACACGUGGGCAGCGUGGUGCCGGCACAUCCCCAUUUAUUCCCAUCACCUGCUAAGUAAACCCAAAUGCUUCAUGGCCUCUGUGCUUCUGAAGGCUGCUAAAGAAAACUGUACAUGAUCCAUGCAAGGAACGUACACGGCCAUGUUCACCUCUCAGCGUGGCUCGCCAGCUCUUUGCUUGGAGUUGCUUACAGCUGAGAAUCCAUGCUGAGCCCCUUGUUUCACUAACGAAUGGAACCCUACUCGAAAUACGUAUUUAUGUAAGUGUUAAUGUUUCAUAGCUAAAGCUGCAGGGUGCUGAACUGCCUGGGCCGUGUCCUCUCAGCUUUUGUGCAGGGCCCUGUGCUCAGCUGCUGGGAGCUGGCACUCGCUGCUGUUCAGCUCCCCCCAUUCUGCCCACGGGCACCGGGUGUUCGUUGUCGCCCUUCAUCACAGCAAAUAGGGGCUGGUAAACUUCACUGUGCCUAAAACUGUAGCGAGUAAAGCCAUGUGCUCCGUGAAGCUACGAGUCUAGCUGCUAAGAGUCUGUAUACAACCUCAGCUCUGUUUUCCGUACCUUGUUUUGUGUGGAUAUGUUGCUGUGAUAUUUUUUCCUGUGUUAGAAGUAACUGUCUUGCACAAAUCCAAUAAAUCGUCUGUUCAACUGGGAGAAAGCCGGUGAGACGGUGGCUGCCGGGAAGCGGAAUUCCAUUCAGUGUCGUGGUGGCUUGCCUCUUCCUUGAAGGAGGAAGGUGACUUUAAUGGCUAACAGCCCUUCAGUAACUGUUCCCUGCACGCAGCUGUGGAUGCGUGAGGCGCGGUGCUGGCCCCCGAGCAGGGCUGCCCGCUGAGCCGCUGUGUGCAGCACACGGAGCUUCAUCGCAGCCGGCUGCCAACGAGGCGAGGAGCUCGGCUGGGCGCGCGUCCCUGAGCCCCUCGCCUGCACCUCGUGCUGGAACCCUCCCCGAGUUCCUUCACCGCGGAGCUGCCUCUAAAUACCAACCCCCGCCGAGGUAAGGAGGGUCCUUAGACUGGACGGAGCCGAGCCCUUUCCCCGGGGACCCGCCCUUCGCUUUCACGUUUUUCACGUGGGCUUUCUCUUCCCAAGCGAAGUGAGCCCUCCCAGAGGAGGAAGCGCCUCGCUCGAAGCGGAGCUGAAGGCUGAGCGCUGCUCUCGGCUCGGGGGGCAGGAAGGGAAGCCGGGCGCUGGUAGCCGGGCUGCGCAGCCUGCGGGUUUUCCGCUGGGUGCUCGUGACCUGUGCUGCUCGCAGCCUGCAGAAUAAAGGGAGAAGAGCCGGUAACUUCGGGAUUAAACUGAACGGGUGCGAGGAACGGGGGAGCACCCGGCUGGCAGGCACGCGGGGCUGUUCAGCUCAGCUCCCUCUUUCCUUUGGGAGCCUUUUUGUGCUUGCUUCUGAGCUGUAAUUAAUGAUGUUUUGAAGAGCCCUGGGCAUUCAGAGGCACCCGGCUCCCAGCACUCCCUGCAGCUGCGGGAGCGGCAGCUCUGAGCAGCUCGAAAAUGAGGUGGCAUCACAGCGUGACCCUGGACUUGGAGCAUCAGCACGCGGCUUCCGCAGUGACCAGGAGCACCAAGCUGAGAGGCAGCACUUGGAGGAAAAAAAAAACCAACAACCUGCAGUAAGCACAUCUCCACUGGCCGAGGCCACCUGGCUGCUGCUUCACUCUCUGCCCCUGUGGCUGCAGGAUCCCAGCCGUGCCCCCGCACGCCUGAGCAGGGCAGUGAGCUCUGCUCUGAGCUCCAACCCGUGUAAGUCACUUCCCUCUGAUUCUGCCUCAUUUCCCUCCAUUACUCCGUUGCUCGUUUCCCACGCUGCUUUCCCGUGAUGUUCAUGGGCGCUCUCUGCCCGUUGGGCUUUUGUUGCUGCAAGCGGCGUGGAGCUGUGAUGGGCAUCCCCUCCUCUCUGCCCGCUCACCCAGCAGAGGGAAAACAGCACGCACAGAAUCCUAGAACGGCUUGGGGUGGAAGGGAGCGCAAAGCCCACCCUGCUCCAACCCCUGCCGUGGGCUGGCUGCCCCCACCAGCUCAGGCUGCCCAGGGCCCAUCCAACCUGGCCUCGAGCACCUCAAUGGAUGGGGCACCCACAGCUUCUCUGGGCAGCUCUGCCAGUUCCUCACUGCUCCCUGAGUAAAGAAUUUCCUCCUAACAUCAAGCCUAAAUCUCCACUCUUUUAGUUUAAAACGGUUCCCCCUUGUCUGCCCGUGGAAAAAGUCUCUCCCUGCUGCUCACACGCUUCCUUUAAGCAGUGGAAGGCCGCAGUGAGGUCUCCCCAGCGCCUUCUCUGCUCCAGGCUGAACAAGGUGGGAGAUCACUUCUUCAUAUUUAAACUUUUAUUAGGAAGCAGUUGUCAACGCGUUUCUAUUUCCAACGUACAAACCAGUGCCAGGCCAGAGGAGCAACAGGGUCAUAAAGCUCCACGACGCAGACAAACUUCAUUACCGUGGAACAUUUCCUGCCUUCCUAACUGGAUUUCGUUUGCCUGAUUCGGUUUAAUUUUUAUUUACAACCUGAGUUUUCCACUGUGUUUGAGCCCAAGCCGGCGGGCACUGUCUGCCCAGCGCUGCCUUGCCCAGUGCAUCCCAGCCCCAGUGCCUGGGCUCUGCACCCGCUCCUGGGAACAGGGACUCUGCCGUGGCAUCACCCUGCAGGCAGCAGCCGUGGUGGAAUCUACCCCUGCAGCACCACUUUUAUUUGCCUGAGAGCCCCAAUGCAGGGAAGGGAGAGAGGAAGGAAGGAAGGAAGGAAGGAGCACUGUUCUUUUUAACAGCUCCGUGUUUGCUCUUCUGACACCGACCCCUGGCGCCGUGCUUUAAUGUCACAAUCAUCCCCCAGCAAUAACAACUUGAAGGCAAAGUUUAUAACUCAGACAAUGCAAGGCGCUGUUUUGACAUUCGAGCACUUGUUUGAUUCCUACCCAAAUAGUUUCCUAUGGGCGGCCCGCUCGGAACCGCUCGGCGCUGGUGAGGAAAUGCAAUUUAUAGCAGAGUUCUGAGCAGGGACGGUGAAACGUGGGAGCGGGGAAAGGCGGCACUGAGGAACAAACAAGGCACGGAGCGCAGGAGAAGAGGCAGAAGGGAAAGGAGCAGGGAAUGGGAUGACAGCAGGCUCGUGGCGGUGGGGGGACGGUGUUUCUCGUUGUCCCUCUGGGCUAUGCAGCCUUAAGACUGCAGCAACCCCGCUUGGGGACACCUGUAAGGAACGAGCAAGCCCCUAGCUGACUUCUCCAUCUGUCUGCACCCCCAGACUGAGAGCGGGAUGGCUUCAGGCCAGGCCACGUGUCUGAGCACACUCUGCAGUGUGAUGGCUCUGGGGCUGAGUGCACGCGGGCUGGUCGUUAGCACAGGUCGUUAAUUGCUCGCCCUCGGCUGUCCCCAUCUGUAUCCACGCUGGUGCUGCCCAGGCGGAAGGGGCAGAAUCGGCAGCAGGCGGCCAAGCCCAUCACUGGAAACGAGCAGGCAAGUCAGCACGUUUCAGUGGCACCACGUUUACCCAAGUCAGAUAACGUUCCGUUUAAAGCCAAGAGAAUUCUGCAUCAGCAAACUGCAGGAGCGCCUCGGCCGGGCUGCUGCCAAGUGCGCAGUCACUGCUGCGAGGGAACGGGCCAGCUGCAAAAGGGACAGGAUGAGAUCGCGAGCAGAGCAGGCAGCCUUCACAACACAGCAGUUUCCUCAGCCAUAACGUACAUCAGAUUGCCUGGCGUGCAUCGGCUGCACGCAGUAAUUUCAUCUGCGUAACAAACAGAGCAGACUUCUUUCUUGGGAGGACUGCAAAGUUAAUAAGAUUAUGGCAAGUCUGAAAACUCAGCAAUUCAUAAUAAAAAAAAAUAUUUAUUCCUUUGUUUUUUUUUUCUCCAUUGUAUCACAUUGCAGCAUUGCAAGGUAGAAGAACAGUGUCCAGCAGCCGCAGCUCGAGGUGAGUCUCACUCACACGGGUGGGUUUGGAGCCUCCUCCCCACCUUGCAGUCACCGAGUCAUUAAGGGCAGAAAUGACCACUGAGAUCAUCCAAUGCAGCCACCUCCCCGUGCCCACUAACCACGGCCCUCAGUGCCACCCUGCGUGUCUCUGAGCACCUCCAGGGACAUCACCCACCACCUCCCUGUGCCAAUCCCUCGCCCCUUGGAAGAAACAUUUGCUACGACCCAACCCCGGCCCCACGCAGGAGCUGCGCAGCCCCGUGCUCACAGAGGCUUUUGGCCGCGGUGCCACGAAGCACACAGCACAUUCCCUGCUCGCCAGCUCCAUGAGCCUCACGGUGGUGAAAGCUCAGCUUCAAACAGCAGAGCUGAGUCCAAAUUCUUUCCAGAAAGAGAUAAGAUAGGGGAGAAAUCCUUCACGCGAUCAAGGACACGAUGCAAUUUCUCAUACACCUACGUACGUUUUCCCGGCUGGGAAAGCGCUCUGCACUCGACUGCUCCCGAGCACUCGGGAUUGCUUUGUGUGAUGCCUCUUGGCAAGGACAUCCUCCGUCCUCUACCCGGGCAGUGACAGCAGAGCACAGAUCUGUCACAGCCGUGUCCCCGCUGGCACCGCAGAGCACCUGGGUCAGCGCGCAGGAGGAGGAGAAGAGUGACAGUGGUGGCACGAGAGGUGCUGUCGCCAGCUGGAAAUGAACACGCCGCAGGCCGGGCCCAGCAGCCAGACGUGCAGAGCACAGGGGAGCAUCCACCAGAAGGCUCCGCUCUUGAGAGGCAUGAACAGCGGAUACCACCAGAUUGCUGCAGCCCUUCAGACUCUUCAGAAGGAGCAGUUACCAAUGGCGUUCAGAACAGCUUGCUGUUUCCAUCCUAGACUUGAACCAAAGACUCGGUCUUCCCAGGGUAUUCCCCUCACAGGGCACUUCAGCCACGAGGCGCCUUGAGCGCAGAGACGGCUGGAACUGGAAACGGCUCUGGAAAGAUUUCUUGGGCGACUGCGCACGUUCAGCAUCCUCACCUGCUGGGAAAUGAGAUCCGAGCGUAACAGAAGCCUGAAGAAACAUCUCCCUGGGCCGUUCUGAGAAGCUGAGGUGACGCUCCGGGCUCUGGAAGCGGCGUGACCGCGUCCUGCCCGCUGAGGGCUGCAGGGCAGGCGUGCCCUGACCAACCCGGGGCUUCCCAAGCCCUGAAUGCUGUCACACCGCGUGUCAGUACAGCUGCUGCCCGCUCCUUCAAACGCCUUUCCACCUUCCCUGCUCAGUUCUAGGACAGAAGAACAUGACUUGAGUGGGUGCAUUUUGGAAAUCUCGGGUCAACGUGAAGAGACAGACACCAGUUCUAAAUUACAACACUUUAUUGCAGCAUUGGCAAAGGUCAGAUUUCUGAAGCUGGUGAAGAUCGGGCGGCAUUUCUCUAUGAAAUGUUACAAUUGUACAGGUCUCCCUUCCUACAUGCAGAAACCAAAAACAGUGGUAAAAAGAAUUUUAAAAGAGCUAGAAAAAAAAAAAAGA
This is a messenger RNA of Numida meleagris (helmeted guineafowl), 9012 nucleotides long. RefSeq names its product proline and serine rich 2 (gene PROSER2). The transcript has 5 exons. The record is from RefSeq and is a predicted model, not a curated record. NCBI's taxonomy places the organism in Eukaryota, Metazoa, Chordata, Aves, Galliformes, Numididae. The coding region runs from base 194 to 1609 and encodes 471 amino acids.